AUGGCACAAGGCACAAUAUGUGUGACCCGCUUAAACAGUAACGAGUCUAACUAGUUGAACUCAGUGUCAUUCCGAGUCUUCGCGAGGCUGACGCGCCCGGACGUAGCUCACAAUGAUCCUGACAAUUGGCGUAAUUGUUCUACUCCUGUCGCUGUACUACUUCGGCACACGAAAUUUUAAAUACUGGGAAAAACGCGGCGUCAAACACGACAAACCAAUACCUGUGUUCGGCAACAACAUAGAUGUCUACCUUCUCCGGAAAAGCGUCACGCAACUAUCAGUGGAAAUGUACUUGAGGUAUCCGAACGAAAAAGUCGUUGGAUUCUUUCGAGCAAACGCUCCAGAAUUGGUGAUCCGGGACCCGGAGAUAAUAAAGCGGAUAUUGGUAACGGAUUUCGAAAACUUUUAUCCGCGCGGGAUCAAUCAUAAGGAGGUUGUGGAGCCUCUGAUGAGGAAUUUAUUUUUCGCGGAUGGUGAUCUGUGGCGGCUUUUGCGGCAGCGGAUGACACCGGCCUUCACGAGCGGGAAACUAAAAGCUAUGUUUCCUCUGAUAGUGGACUGUGCUCACAGACUCCAGAAGCGUGCCCUCACAGUCUCCGCCGCGGGAGAGGCAAUAGACGCUCGCGAUAUGAUGGCAAGAUACACGACAGACUUCAUCGGAGCUUGCGGCUUUGGCGUCAAUGUCGAUUCGCUCGGCGAUGAAGAAUCCACCUUCAGACAACUCGGCAGGAAGAUAUUUCAGCCUCGCUUCCAAGAUAUAAUAGUGGUCGUACUGAAAGAGGUGUUCCCAGAUGCCUGUAAGAGCUUAAAGUAUUUAUCUCGCUUCGAAGACGAUUUCAAAAAGUUCGUGUCCGAUGUCCUCCGUCUUAGGAAUUACAAGCCAUCGGGAAGAAACGACUUCAUCGAUCUGAUGUUGGAAUGUAAACAGAAAGGGACUAUUAUUGGGGAAUCCAUUGAAAGGCGGAAGAAGGAUGGAACACCCGAAAUUGCGACCGUCGAGCUGGACGAUACAUUGAUUGCGGCACAAGUGUUCGUCUUUUUCGCAGCUGGAUUUGAGACCUCGUCCUCUGCGACUAGCUAUACGUUACACGAAUUAUCUUACCAUCCAGAAGUCCAAGAAAAAGUGCAAAAAGAAAUCGACACGGUUCUGGCCAAACACGAUGGCAAAUUGACGUAUGAUUCGAUCAACGAGAUGACUUAUUUGCAAUGGACGCUCAAAGAGGCUAUGCGGAUGCUACCCUCGCUGGGAUUUGUAAGUAGACAAUGUGUCAGGCCUUAUACGUUUCCUGAGCUGAGUUUAUCUAUAGACGCAGAUGUGGGGAUAUUGAUUCCAUUGCAAGCGUUGCACAAUGAUCCCUUAUACUUUGAAGACCCGAAGGUGUUCCGUCCUGAACGGUUUAAUCCAGAAUGCUUGACUAGACAGCAGAAAGAUGUGUUUCUUCCUUUUGGGGCAGGGCCGCGCGCCUGUAUAGGGGAGAGGUUAGGGCUGAUGCAGUCAUUGGCAGGGCUAGCAGCUGUGUUAUCGAAAUUCUCAGUGUCGCCAGCCACCAGUACUAUAAGGUGGCCCAAGAUAGAUCCAAGAUCAGAUAUAGUUCAGACCAUAUUAGGGGGGCUGCCGCUUAUGUUUCAUGAAAGGAAGUCAACAGUUAUUUAAGUGUUAAAGAAUUGAUAAAAGUUAUUUUAAUGUGGAUGCUGGUAGCCUGCAUAUGAAUACAAACUGUUUGUAAAAACUUAAUUGUACAAAAAACAAGUACAUAUAUUUAAAUUUAUACAAUAAAUAUACAAUAGCGGCGGCCUACAGUGAA
This is a messenger RNA of Plodia interpunctella (Indianmeal moth), 1805 nucleotides long. Its product is annotated as cytochrome P450 6B6-like. The transcript has a single exon. NCBI's taxonomy places the organism in Eukaryota, Metazoa, Arthropoda, Insecta, Lepidoptera, Pyralidae. Gene Ontology annotation, molecular function: monooxygenase activity; heme binding; iron ion binding. The record is from RefSeq and is a predicted model, not a curated record. The coding region runs from base 113 to 1654 and encodes 513 amino acids.